AUGCCGUUUGUUUUGAACGAAUCUCACCUAAUCAACCCGUAUCAUGAUUAUUAUAAUCUUGGUUCUUAUAGGCGGGCGGUGAACUCGAGCAGCGAAGAAGCUCGAGAAUGGGUCAAUCGCGGCUUGAUCUGGAGCUACGCGUUCAAUCAUGAAGAGUCUGUCAAAUGCUUCGAACACGCCAUCGCUUGCGACAGCAACUGUGUCUUGGCUUAUUGGGGUCUGGCCUACGUCUUGGGUCCGAAUUAUAAUAAGCCUUGGGAAUUCUUCGAUGAAACCGAACUGGAAAAUGUCAUGCGACGUACCCACAGCGUGGUUGAGCAAGCCAGGGCCAGGUUGGACAAAGCACUGCCCGUUGAGAAAGCGCUCGUAGAGGCGCUGAAGUUUCGGUACCCACAAGAGCACACAGGUGAUAAAGAUUGGUCAAUAUGGAAUCAAGGGUAUGCCGAUGCGAUGGGAAGAGUUUACGGGGAGUUCCCUGAUGACCUGGAUAUAGCUGCUUUAUAUGUAGAUGCGUUGAUGAACUUAACUCCAUGGCAGCUCUGGGAUCUCGCUACCGGAGAGCCAGCAUCAGGAGCUCGCACAUUAGAGGCUAAGGCUAUUCUAGAGCGAUCGAUGGCUCAAGACGGUGGAUCUAGACACCCGGGUCUGCUUCAUCUCUAUAUACACCUUAUGGAGAUGUCUACGACCCCUGAAGCAGCGUUGGACGCGGCGAAUGCGCUUCGGGAUCUUGUUCCCGAUGCUGGUCACCUCAACCAUAUGCCAACGCAUAUCGAUAUUCUAGUCGGCGAUUACCAGAGCGCUAUCGAAUCAAAUCAGAAGGCCAUCGUCGCAGAUGAUGUCUUCUUUGCGAAAGAAGACCCCCUGAGAUUCUAUACGCUCUACCGAAUGCACGACCUUCAUUUCCGCAUCUACGCCGGCAUGUUCGCCGGCCAGCUCAAGGUCACCCUCGAUACCGUUGCCCGUGUCGAACAGACUCUGCCGGAGGAACUCCUGCGCGUCGAGUCACCACCCAUGGCAGAUUGGUUAGAGGGUUUCCUCGCUAUGCGUGUACACGCUCUUAUUCGGUUUGGCCGGUGGCAGGAGAUCAUCGACCUACCAUUUUACGAAGACGAUAAACUCUACUGCACGACCAAUGCAUUCAACCAUUACGCGAAAGGGGUAGCACUAGCUGCAACGGGCAAGAUUGAAGAGGCGUCUAAGCAGCGCGAGCUUUUUGUCGAAGCUGCGAAGAUGGUUCCGGAGUCCCGCAUGGUGUUUAACAAUAAAUGUGUUGAUAUUAUAAAGGUCGCAGAAGCCAUGCUAGACGGCGAGUUGGAGUACAGAAGGGGUAACUAUGACUCGGCCUAUUCUCACCUACGUGUGGCAAUCGAGCGAAGCUAUUCCCUCCCUUACGACGAACCGUGGGGUUGGAUGCAGCCGCCGAGUCAUGCGUACGGAGCACUACUGGUCGAACAAGGCCAUUUCGACAAAGCCGUCGAGGUUUACGCCGAGGAUCUCGGGAUCGGCGGCAAGCUUCCGCGCGCAUUGCAACACCCGAAAAACGUUUGGUCAUUACAUGGCUAUCACGAAUGUCUAGGAAAGCUAGGGCGCAUCGAUGAGGCCAGGGCUAUAAAACCACAGUUAGAUGCGGCAAUAGCUGGUGCCGAUGUACCUAUUAAAGCAUCUUGCUUCUGUCGUACCAGCGUGUUUUAA
This is a messenger RNA of Daldinia loculata, 1692 nucleotides long. Its product is annotated as TPR domain protein. The transcript has 2 exons. The coding region runs from base 1 to 1692 and encodes 563 amino acids. NCBI's taxonomy places the organism in Eukaryota, Fungi, Ascomycota, Sordariomycetes, Xylariales, Hypoxylaceae. The record is from RefSeq and is a predicted model, not a curated record. Gene Ontology annotation, molecular function: protein binding. Gene Ontology annotation, cellular component: intracellular anatomical structure.